AUGGGGGCAAAAGGGGAGGUGAGAGUGAAGGAGGAGCGGGGGAAGACGGGGCAGCAGGCGAAGCGCGAGAGGCAGGGAAGGCAGGACCCGCCAGCGAAGGAAGCGGUCCACGGGGUCGGCUGGGUAGGGCGUAGGAAGGAGAGCCAUCGGCCACGCACCGACGACGUGAAGCAGGCAUUCCAGCAGCUGGGGGAGCGCAGGAGGAACAGGGACGGGGGCAAGAAGACACAGGGCAACACAGUGGCGGAGAUGGCGAAGAUCAUUGACGAUGUGGAGAAGAUUGACCAGACCCUGGACCGCAUGGCGAAGCGGGUGAGUGAGCUGCAGAGGGAGGAGAGCGCCAAGGCAGCUGAGAGGCAACAGCGCCAGCGCGAGGGGGCCAAGGAGCCCAAGAGGAAGUCCAUCCUCAAGCACGACGCCCAGGUCAAGAGCAUCCCCCCACCGCCCACCAAGGAGGAGAAGCAGGAGGAGACGGGGCAGGGCGCACCUCAGGAGCAGGUGGAAACGGUGGUGAGCAUCGUGGUGGAGGCCGUGCACAAGGUGGUGGACGAGGUGAUGCACAACGUCAUCGAGAAGAUGGUGACCGAUGAGAAAAUGAUGAUGCAGGAUGACCACAUGGCGGCUGAUGUGGUGGAGAAGCUGGGCCAGAUGAUGAAAGGAGACGGGGACAAACAGCGGGCCAGGCCAACUGUGAGGGAAAGGCUGCUGCAGGCCAAGAAGGAGGAGGAGCAGAAGAUGGAGCGGGUGACCAGCCUGACGGGGCCCGGAUUGACCAGCUUUGUGGAGCCCCACUCAACAGGCAGCAAAGGAGCUGAACUGACUGGGUACAAGAAUGGUGAUGUCACCAGCCACCAGGGAGAUGAGGUCACCAGUUUCCACGGAGAUGACGUGACCAGUUUCCUGGGAGAUGACGUGACCAGUUUCCUGGGAGAUGACGUGACCAGUUUCCACGGAGAUGACGUGACCGGUUUCCACGGAGAUGACGUGACCGAUGACGUGACCGGUUCCCUGGGAGAUGACGUGACCAGUUUCCACGGAGAUGAAAUGACCAGUUUCCACGGUGAUGACGUGACCAGUUUCCACGGAGAUGACGUGACCGGUUCCCUGGGAGAUGAUGUGUCCAGUUUCCAUGGAGAUGAAAUGACCAGUCUCCAGGGAGAUGGGGUCACCAGUUUCCUGGGAGAUGGGGUGUUCAGUUUCCGCGGAGAUGAAAUGACCAGUCUCCAGGGAGAUGAGGGAGCGGCAGUAAUUAUCCUCCAGCCAGAUGAAGCAACGGAGCUGGAGGGAGCUGCAGUGAUUGUCCUCCGGGGUGAUGAAGUGACCGAGUCAGGGGUUGAUGAAGUGAUCAGCCAUCACUUGCCUGAAACAACAGAAGAGGCUGCGAGGACACCAGAAGAGAAAAUUCCUAAAGACUCAGUGGGAGAUGCCAAGGAGGGGACACCGAAAGGGCAGCCAGUGAAAGACUGUUGGAAACCGUCAGUUGAGCAACAAAGGGCUCAGGCAGCGAAAGACAUGGUGGACGCACUGCGCCAAGUUUUCACAGUCCUCAGCGACAUGGCAGAGGGAGAGUUUGACAUCCGAGCCUUCCAAAGCAUCCUGCAGCGCUUGAACUUCAGGCUGAGCGAGGAGGCGGUCGCCCAGGCCUUCCAAAAGCUGGACGCGAACGAGGACCAGCAGGUCACCUUCGAGGACUUCCUGAAAGCGAUGGCUGAUGACAGCCUCUUUGUCUGCUUCACGGCCGGUCUGCCGGACUCCUGCAUCGACUCCAAGAUGCAGAAGGGCUUCCUGGAUGACCGGGUGUUCUUCCAGGUGCUCAGCACCCUGCUGCAGUCCCAGUCGCUGUCAGAGGGGGCCACCACUACCCUCAUCAACUACUACUACCGCAAGAAGAAAGGGGCCAGGCUGAGGUCCAAGAAGGGGGGUGAGGUCGGUGACCGCAUGGCCCAGAGUUUCCUGGGCGUCUCCGUGUUCAAUCUCAUCCACUACCUGGACAUCCUCGAGCCGGAUGACGAGUACAGGGACCAGCCCCUCACGGCCGAGCAAACCCAGGCCUUCAGGGAGGCCUUUGAGCUGUUAGACAGGAACGAGAGGGGCAACGUGGACCAGGGCACCCUGCUCAGCACCAUGGGCCGCCUGAAGCUGGGGCUGGACAACCCCUUCAUCCCCGACGACAGGAAGAUGGCGGCUGUCAACAGGGGAAACGAGGUCACCUUCGGCGACUUCCUGGGCAUCAUGGAGGACACGUGCACCUUCGCCAAAUAUCUCGACCCCCCGGAGCCCGGGCGUGAGAGGCACAGGACACCGGAGACCCUGCCGUUCGAGAUCCUGCUGGAGAACCUGGAGACACCGACCAUCGAUGAUGACACCCGCCAAAUCCUCAUCAACUACUACCGCACCAAAUACCGGAGGCUGGAGGCCCGGGUCCUGGAGCUGAGUCGGGGGGGCCAGGCCCCCGGCAGGGAGCCAAUGGCGGCGAUGGCUACCACGUUAUCCAGGGCCGCUGGGGACCGCAAAGCCAAAGCGCCCAGGCCCAAGGCCUCACCAAGGAAGCAGCAACUGGACGACUACCGACGCGGCCCGGCACAGGCCCCCAGGCCUGCUGGAGACGCCACCGUUGGGAGGCCGGGGGACAGGGAAGGCCUGGUGGCAGCCGCUCCCAGGGGACAGCCCAGCUCCACCGGAAACAAACCCACGCCCCUGUCGACCAGCUCCUCCAUUGUGCAGAGGCCGGGCCACCUUUCCAACAGCAAGGAGCCCAGAGCUGACCGCCAGAAGACUGCUCAGCCGCCAGCAAAGGACAGCGACAGUCGCGCUUAUGGGCAGCAGAGCGACGAACUGAACCCAGGCCCCGCGCCCAAACCCAAGAAGCAAGGAUAUAAUCAUAAUUUACCUGGCCGUCUUGGUUUAAACAUGUUGAACUGGAGAGGAGACUUGCCACGUUGCUUCGUUAGCUUCUGUAAUGCACGAGAGCUUUCUGCAUUUGCUGGUAGCAUUGUCAAAUCAAUUGCUGCAUUUAUAAACAGCAAGUUACUGAAGUGGUGUUUGCACUUCUGCUUUGUUCAAGCAGCGGGUGAGAUGUACACUGACAGGCUGGCACUAUGGUGUGGGUACAAACCUGCUGACUGCCGAACUCUGAUUGAGAAGCUUAAGGCCUGCAAUGAUGAGCAGCUCCUGACGGAACUUCAGCAAAUCAAGACAUGGAAUAUCGGAAAGUGCGAGCUGUACCACUGGGUAGACCUGCUGGAUCGGUUCGAUGGAAUUUUGGCAGAUGCUGGGCAGACUGUGGAAACCAUGUCCUGGAUGUUGGUAUGUGACAGGCCAGAAAACGAACAGCUCAAAGCUCUCCUCCUGGCUGUCUUAAAUUUCACCGCUCUGCUCAUUGAGUACAGCUUCUCACGGCACCUGUACAGCUCUAUUGAGCAUCUGACUACCUUAUUAGCAUCAUGUGAUAUGCAAGUGGUGCUUGCUGUAUUAAAUCUGCUGUAUGUGUUCAGCAAGAGAUCCAAUUAUAUCACUAGACUCGGAUCUGAGAAGAGGACUCCUCUGUUAUCAAGGCUACAGCACUUAGCGGAGAGUUGGGGUGGAAAAGAGAAUGGAUUUGGCCUUGCGGAGUGCUGCCGUGAUUUACAGAUGUCGAAGUACCCACCUAGUGCAACAACACUACACUUUGAGUUCUAUGCAGAGCCAAGUGCCGAGGUGAAGUUGGACAAAAAGGCCACAGCAAACAACACACUACAUUACAUUCACAUAGAGCAGUUAGAUAAGAUAUCUGAAAGUCCUUCUGAAAUUAUGGAGUCUUUAACCAAAAUGUACAGUAUCCCAAAAGAUAAGCAGAUGCUACUGUUUACACACAUACGGCUAGCACACGGCUUCUCGAAUCAUAAAAAGAGACUGCAAGCAGUACAGGCUAGGCUACAUGCCAUCUCGAUAUUAGUUUACUCCAAUGCGCUCCAAGAGUCUGCCAAUAGUAUAUUAUACAACGGUUUGAUAGAGGAACUGGUGGAUGUUCUGCAGAUUCCAGACAAACAACUGAUGGAUAUUAAAGCCGCUUCUUUGCGGACAUUGACAUCGAUAGUUCAUUUGGAAAGGACGCCCAAGCUGAGCAGCAUUAUAGACUGCACAGGAACGGCAUCGUACCAUGGCUUCCUCCCGGUGCUGGUGCGGAACUGCAUCCAGGCCAUGAUCGAUCCAUCGAUGGAACCAUAUCCUCAUCAGUUUGCAACAGCGCUGUUCUCCUUUCUGUAUCACCUGGCCAGCUACGAUGCUGGAGGCGAAGCCUUGGUCUCCUGUGGAAUGAUGGAAGCUUUACUCAAGGUGAUCAAGUACCUCGGCGAUGAGCAGGAUCAGAUCACUUUCGUGACCAGAGCUGUCCGAGUGGUUGACCUCAUCACCAACCUGGACAUGGCAGCCUUCCAGUCACACAGUGGAUUGGCUGUAUUCAUCAACCGGUUAGAGCAUGAAGUUGAUAUUUGCAGGAAGGAGUGUCCUUUUGUCAUUAAGCCAAAGAUUCAGCGAUCGAGCACAACUCAGGAGGGUGAGGAGAUGGAGACUGAUUCUGAAGUUUCAGAUAUCGUGAUGGAGAGCAGUCCUGGCCCUUCAACUUCGACUGAGGCCAGGCCAGAGGCAGAGCCACGAGGGCCGAGCACUGCCCCAAGUUACCCACCUAGAGCUGGGGUUCAGUGCAUCCCGCAGCGAGCAGCCUUGCUGAAGUCCAUGCUCAACUUUCUGAAGAAGGCCAUUCAAGAUCCAGCUUUCUCGGACAGCAUUCGGCAUGUAAUGGAUGGGUCCCUGCCUACCUCACUAAAGCACAUCAUCAGCAAUGCAGAGUAUUACGGGCCAUCACUGUUCCUGCUCGCGACAGAGGUAGUGACUGUAUUUGUGUUCCAAGAGCCGUCGUUGCUGUCCUCUCUCCAGGAUAACGGACUGACAGACGUCAUGCUUCAUGCCUUGUUGAUAAAAGAUGUACCCGCGACCCGUGAAGUUCUGGGUUCCUUGCCGAAUGUGUUCAGCGCGCUGUGCCUGAAUGCCCGUGGGCUGCAGUCCUUCGUGCAGUGCCAGCCCUUUGACCGUCUCUUCAAGGUGCUGCUGUCUCCUGACUACCUGCCUGCGAUGAGGAGGCGUCGCAGUUCGGACCCAUUAGGUGACACGGCAUCCAACCUUGGCAGCGCUGUGGAUGAACUGAUGAGACACCAGCCAACUCUGAAGACUGAUGCCACUGCUGCAAUCAUUAAGUUGCUUGAGGAAAUCUGCAACCUGGGAAGAGACCCCAAGUACAUCUGCCAGAAACCUUCUAUCCAGAAGGCGGACGGGAGUGCCACCGCUCCUCCACCUCGCUCCAAUCACGCUGCCGAGGAAGCAUCCAGUGAAGAUGAAGAAGAGGAGGAAGUUCAGGCCAUGCAGAGCUUCAGCAGCAGCAUGGCUGCUCAACAGAGUGACCCUGAACCCAACCAGCAAGUGGUUGGCACGGAGGAGCGGAUACCUAUCCCACUGAUGGAUUAUAUACUGAACGUGAUGAAGUUUGUCGAGUCGAUCCUGAGCAACAACACAACCGAUGACCACUGUCAGGAGUUUGUAACCCAGAAGGGGCUGCAGCCUCUCGUCUGCAUCCUGGGGCUGCCGAAUCUUCCCAUCGACUUCCCCACUUCUGCUGCGUGCCAGGCUGUCGCAGGGGUGUGCAAGUCCAUUCUGACAUUGUCGCACGAGUUGAAGGUGUUGCAGGAAGGUCUUGUUCAGCUGGACACCAUACUGUCGUCUUUGGAGCCGCUGCACCGACCUAUCGACACCCCCGGUGGCUCCGUCCUCCUGCGGGAGCUGGCGAAUGCUGGCAACGUGGUCGACGCCACGCUCUCGGCCCAGGCCACGCCGCUGCUGCACGCUCUCACUGCAGCACACGCCUACAUCAUGAUGUUUGUGCACACCUGCAGAGUGGGCCAGAGUGAAAUCCGUUCCAUAUCUGUGAACCAAUGGGGCUCUCAGCUGGGCCUGAAUGUCCUGAACAAGCUCAGCCAACUAUACUGCUCGCUGGUGUGGGAGAGCACUGUCCUACUGUCCCUUUGUACCCCAAACAGUCUUCCAGCUGGCUGCGAGUUUGGCCAGGCCGACAUGCAGAAGCUGGUGCCAAAAGAGGACAAGCCUGCCACUGCUGCCACACCAGGUACCUCCACUGGAGCGAAGCGAGCAGAAGCAGAAAUGGACGCUGCAAACAGUACAGUGGAGGCAUCAGCUCAGGGGCUCUUGGAGGGGAUUAGCCUGGAUGGGGACACCCUUGCACCAAUGGAAACGGAUGAACCCAGCACCUCCGAUGCCAAAGGGAAGUCCAAGAUUACGCCGGCCAUGGCUGCACGGAUCAAGCAGAUCAAACCCUUGCUCUCGGUUAGUGCCAGCCCCUCUUGUACUGUCCUCAUGCCUACCUGCCUCACACUCUUCUCUGAACUGUUUUCCCAGGCGGCCUUCAACUGCAUCAAGAAUCUGUGGAACCGCAAGCCGCUGAAGGUGUACGGUGGCCGCAUGGCCGAGUCGAUGCUGGCGAUCCUGUGCCACAUCCUGCGGGGCGAGCCGGUGAUCCGGGAACGCUUGUCCAAGGAUAAAGAGGGCAGCAGGACAGAGGAGGAAGGACCCCAGGAAGAAGGCACGGCACCAAGGCGUGAACCGCAAGUGAACCAGCAGCAGCUUCAGCAGCUGAUGGACAUGGGUUUCACAAGGGAGCAUGCCAUGGAGGCCUUGCUGAACACGAGCAGCAUGGAGCAGGCCACGGAGUACCUGUUAACGCACCCUCCGCCACUUCUGGGAGGAGCUGUACGCGUGAGGGAGCUCAGUAUGUCUGAAGAGGAUCAGAUGAUGAGGGCAAUAGCCAUGUCCCUGGGGCAGGAUAUUCCCAUGGACCAGAGUACAGAGUCACCAGAGGAAGCGGCCCGUCGCAAGGAGGAGGAGGAACGCAAGGCCCGCGAGAAGCAGGAGGAGGAGGAGGUGAAGAGCCUGGAGAGGUAUCAGGAUGUGGCACCCCUCGAGCCCGACGAGCUGAACACCUUCACAGAGAAGAUGCUGCCAGGCUGUUUCCACCUGCUGGACGAGUUACCGGACACAGUGUACAGGGUUUGUGACCUGAUCAUGACUGCUGUCAAACGCAACGGCGCUGACUACAGGGACCUCAUCCUCAAGCAGGUCGUUGAGCAGGUGUGGGAAGCUGCCAACGUUCUCAUCAAAGCGGCGCUCCCCUUGACCACGAGCGACACCAAGACGGUGGCAGAAUGGACGAGCCAGAUGGCCACUCUACCUCAGGCCUCCAACCUCGCAACCCGGAUCCUUCUCCUUACCCUCCUGUUCGAGGAGCUCAAGCUGACCUGUGCCAGGAUUGUAGAGACGAGUGGCAUCCUGGACGUCCUGAUCAAGCUGCUGGAGGUGGCGCAGCCUUGUCUUCAGGCAGCCAAGGAACAGAAAGAAGUGCACACGCCCAAGUGGAUUACUCCUGUCCUGCUGCUGAUCGAUUUCUAUGAGAAAAUGUCCGUGUCCUCCAAGAGGAGAGCGCAGAUGAACAAGUAUCUGCAGCCAGCUGGGAAUAACUGGAGGUGGUUUGAUGAUCGAUCUGGGCGUUGGUGCAGUUACAGCGCGAGCAACAACAGCACCAUUGACGCAGCCUGGCGGGCAGGAGAAACCAGCGUGCGGUUCACAGCCGGCCGGAGGAGGUACACCGUGCAGUUCAACACCAUGGUGCAGGUGAACGAGGAGACUGGAAACCGACGGCCAGUGAUGUUGACCCUGCAGCGCCUGCCCCGGAAGGAGCCCAGCUGCAAGGGCAGCAGCAGCUCCCAGUUUGUGCAAGACUUGGAGAAAACCCUCGAAGAAGGGAAGGAGCCCGAUCCUGAGCCAGAGGCCAAAUCCAAGGAAGAGAAGGCCAACGAUGUGGAGCCUGUCCCCGAGGCCACAGCAGAGAAGGAACCUAGUGAAGAAGUUAAAGCAAACGAUAUCGUCAUCCAGGGACUGACAGAAGAGCAGAUGACGGUGCUAAUCCGGUCAUGCGUCAGCAUGAUCAGCGUCCCGGUGGACCCCGACACGCUGCACGCCACCCUGCGGCUGUGCCUGCGCCUGACCCGUGAGCACAAGUGUGCCCUGAUGUUCGCAGAACUGGGCAGCACCCGCAUGAUCCUGAACCUGACGCAGGGCUCUGGCUUCAACGGCUUCACACCGCUGGUGACAUUGCUUUUCCGGCACGUCAUUGAGGAUCCCUGUACGCUCAAGCACACCAUGGAAAAGGUGGUGCGUUCGGCUGCUACCAGUGGGGCAGGCAGCACAACCUCUGGCGUGGUGUCCGGGAGCCUGGGGUCUAGAGAGAUCAACUACAUCCUGCGAGUCCUGGGACCGGCUGCUUGCAGGAACCCCGAGAUAUUCACAGAGGUGGCAAAGAACUGUAUCAGGAUAGCCCUGCCUGCACCCCGUGGCAAUGGGACUGCCUCUGACGAUGAGUUUGAGAACUUGCGCAUCAAGGGCCCCAAUGCAGUGCAGCUGGUCAAAACGACGCCUGUGAAGCCAUCCCCGCUCCCGACUAUUCCUGAUACCAUCAAAGAUGUCAUCUACGACAUGUUGAAUGCACUGUCGGCCUACCAUGCUCCUGAUGACGCUGAGAAGGUUGAGGUGAAGCUGGUGAGUGUGAACCAGGAGCUGAGUCAGUUGCUGCAGGACGUGGGAGAUGACAUGUACCAGCAGUACCGCUCGCUGACACGGCAGGGCAGUGACUUCGACUCGCAGCAGAGCUUCACCAUCAACACCCAGGUCUUUGUUGCUGAUGGUGCAGCGACCGAUUCCAAUCAGGCCGGCACAUCGCAAGGAGAGGGUUCCACCCCAGAGGAGAACCGGGAUGGCAAGAAGGACAAGGAUGGGGACAAAGCCUCGGAGGACGGGAAGCAGAAGGCAAAAGCCAGCAAACCACUCAUGCCGACAUCCACUAUCCUGAGGCUGCUGGCCGAGUUGGUGCGCUCAUACAUUGGCAUUGCCACCCUGAUAGCUGGGUACAAUUAUACAGCUGGCCAGUCUGAGCUCAUUAAAGAGGAUUGCAGCGUCCUGGCUUUUGUCCUGGAUCACCUUUUGCCCCAGACCCAGAAUGUGGGAGACAAAGACACACCAGCACUGGCCCGGCUCUUCCUGGCCAGUCUGGCGGCAGCGACGCAGAGCACUGAAGCACAAGCUGCCUUGGUCAAUGAGGUCAAAGCGGCCCUUAGCCGAGCGCUGGCUAUGGCGGAGAGCACAGAGAAACACGCCAGGCUGCAAGCUGUGAUGUGCAUCAUCAGCACCAUCAUGGAGUCAUGCCCGUCCACCUCCAGCUUCUACAGCAGCAAUGCCGUCAAAACGCAACACAAUGGCAUGAACAACAUCAUCCGACUGUUCCUGAAGAAGGGGCUUGUGAACGACUUGGCCAGAGUGCCUCACAGUCUCGACUUGUCCAGUCCCAACAUGGCGAACACGGUGAAUGCUGCGCUGAAGCCUUUGGAGACGCUUUCUCGUAUCGUCAAUCAACCGAGCAGCCUCUUUAGUAGCAAGAACGCCUCGAGCAAGAACAAAUCCGAGCAGGAUACACACAUCACGAGCGGUGAUGCUAAUGGCAACCAGCCAGAUUCUGGAGAGACUGGAGAGACUGAGACACAGGGAGACCAGGCCCCCACUGGUGUGGCAGACACUGAUAUUAUGGAUGGAGAGACUGAAGCAGACACGGUGGUGAUCACUGGGCAGACGGAAGUCCUAAAUGCCCAGGAGAUGCAGGUUGAGAACGAACUUGAGGACCUUAUCGACGAGUUGCUGGAAAGAGAUGUGGAGACCGUGAGCAGCACGAUCAUCGGUAAGAUAGAUGACGAUGAUGACGAUGAAGAAGAAGUGUGUGAGUUUGACACUUAUGAUCUGGAGCGAAACAAAAGGCAGCGGCAAGGGGUGAAGACAGAAAAGGAUGAGAACGAGAGACGUCAGGAAGAGGAAGACAGGCAAUGGCAGGAGGAAAAAGAAAGAAAGAGGCUGGAGGUGGAAGAGGACGAAGAAGAAGUCUGCAGCUUCAGCCAAGAUGACGAGCAGGAGAGGGAACAAGUGGAGUGGCGAGAAGAGAUAUCCAUGUUCGAAAGUGAGAAUGAAGAGGAGGAAGAGGAGGAAACGGAUGAGUUAGUCAGCCUGGAAUCUGAAGAGGACGAGUCGGACAGAGAAAGUGAAGAGAAGAGAAUUGAGGAGGAGAGUCAGAAGAGAAAGAUGGCUGAAGAAGAGAGAAAAAGAAUGGAAGAGGAAGAGAAGAGAAAAUAUCAAGAGGUGGAUGAGAAUAAGGUGAAGGACGAUGAACAUCAGAUGAAAAUGGAACAGGGUGACAAUAUAGAACAGGAAGACAAAGAAACAUUGAAAAAAGAAGAGACAUUGGAAGAGGAGACAAAGCAGUUGAAAGAGGGACUCGAAAAGGAAGAAGGAAAGGACACAUUGGACAAAGAAGACAAAGAGGAAGAGAAGGAGAAUUUGGAAGCUGAAGAGAAAAUCAAAAGGGAAGAAAGGAAUGAAAUAGAGGAGAGGGAAGAAGAAAUAAAAAAGGAAGAGGGAGGAGAAGGGGAAAAGGUCAAAACGUCUGAAGGUGGGGAGAAAGAGCUCGGCUUUAAUGAGGAGGAAGAGGGCGAAUUGGAAGAAGAAUUAGUGAAGCUUAAGCUGGAGGAGAAAAUGAAGCAGAAUUUGGAGGAAGAGAUUAAAGUGAAGCUGGAGGAAGAGAAACUGAAGAUGACUGAAGAGAUGAAACGUAAGUUGGAGGAAGAGAUGAAAUAUGAAAUAGAGAAAGAGAUUAAGCGCAAGUUAGACGAUGAGAAGAAUCGGAUGGAAGAGGAGUUGACAAGGAAGAUAAAGCAAGAGAUGAAAUUUAAGAUUGAAGAAGCUAUAGGGAAAAGAAAUAGAAUGGAAGAAGAGAGGGAAGAAGUGAUAGCCUAUAAUCCGGAGGCAGAGAAGAAGGCAAAAGAGGAGAAAGAGAAGAGAAAAGAACACUUGGGGAAGACGAAGGAGAAGGAUGAGGCAAAACACAAUGUGAAAGAAGACUUGAGGAGAAGGACUGAAGGUGUGAGAGCAUUGGAGAAGAAGAAUGUGAAGAGGAACAUGGAGGAAGCAAGAAAUGCGGAGCAUAGAGCGGCCAAGAAGGAAUACAAACAGGAGAAAAUGGGUGAUAAGAGCAAAGACAGAAGACAGGUGGACCCUGAGGUGGAUCAUAGGGUAGACACAAAGAGGAUGGUUGAAGAAGAGGUGGAAAGAGUAUGUCCAAAGGGUGGGAGAGUACAGGGUGGUGUGCAGAAGAUUGUCAAAAUGGAACAGCUUCCAAAAAAAUCAAAGGCAAAUUGGUCUGAUGUGAAGCAAAAUGGUUCAGUUGCCUCUAAAGUUCCAGUUUUCCCUGUCCCCGCUUCCCCAUCAAGAUCCCAGCUGCAUGGAUCCUUCCAGCCAAGCUCUCGUACGACAAAUACCACUUUGCCAACAUCUGCCAUGCCAUUUGCCAUGGCCCCUUGCCUACCGACCCCUGCAAUGCUCACAUACGUUCAGAAAGCUCCGUGCCCCUCCCACAACAGCAAACGUCUCCACCAGUGCCCCUUGGUCAGUGAGAGCAAAAGGUGGUCCCUGUUCAGGAAUGAGCUGGAGGCAUUCUAUGAACUCUUUAAGCUGUUCUCAGAGCCUCCUGCCCACGAUGUGAUUAACAUUCACAACCUGUGUGUGGGCCUGCGCACAAUGAACAUCGAGCUGACCGAGUCAAAGCUUGGUGAGCUGCUCGCUCUCCUGGAUGUCAACGGGGAUAGGCAGGUGUGCUUCGAGGAUUUCCUGGAGUUUGUCACAGACUCUGACCGGUUCCUCCGUUACUUUGCCCAACUGCCCAACAGCUGUGACUGCUCAAGGUCUCAGAAAGGACUCCUGACUGACACCGUGUUUUUUAGGAUCCUGGCAGAGAUCUUACGCUUAGGCGAGCUCUCUGUCGACUCGACCAAGCACAUUGUCAGGUAUUAUUUCACCAAGAAGAAAGGAGCUGGCAUCAAAGAUCAGAGGGAAAAGAAGGCCAGUGGGGAUGUACAGGCACCUAGUUUCAUGGGCAUGACCCUUCACCGUCUAGUCCAUUACAUAGAUGUCCUGGAACCAGUCGACAGCUACGAGGAGUCCCCUCUCACCCAGCAACAGGUGGAUGCCUUUCGGGAGUUCUAUGAGUUCUUUGACAGAAAUAACCAAGGCAACAUCGACAACUUCUCGCUGCUGAAAAUCAUGAACUCGUUGUCCAUCUACGUGAGCAACCAGCUGGUCCCAGUUCCUUUGCAGUUUCUGGCGGUGAAUGAAGGCAGAGCUGUCACUUUCCAUGAUUUCCUGGGCAUCAUGAGUGACACGGGCACCUUCAGCCAAUUCCUGGACCAGGAGCAGGAUGCCAACUGCCAGGUGUGGAAUGCAGCAGAGAUUUUCACCACCGAAGCUCUGUUCUUUGACGUGAUCGAGAAAAGCCUACAAUCUCCACUGCUUGAUGCCAGGGCAGCCACCAACAUCAUGAACUACUACCAUCAGAAGUUCAAGGGCUCACUAGUACAGUGCCAGGACCACACUGGAAGAUCUGAGGACAAUGCUGGACAGUCGCGGCAGGAUAUAUCAAGGGAGGCAUCUGCAGCCUACAGUGGAAAGCUGCACCCAAAAGACAGCGUCGACGGGACGGAUGUGGGCUCAGUGCAGGACGGUCAAGGGAAGUCGCAAGCCAGGAGAUCCGAAGCUUUCCAGAAGCGAUUCCAAAAGGCCCUCCAAAACCCCAACUUCAACACAAUCUUCAGCCAGUAUUCCUGGACAUGGAAAAUGGAGGAAGCAGGACGAAACAAACGACUGGAGCAGAUGAAGAAAGGAAAGAGGAAAAUUUCUAUGGUGAAGGUGGGGCCACCAUUUUGUGCACAGCAAGAUCCCACAAUUAGCAACGCGAUGAGGGGUCAGACCUCUUUAGCUUCCAGCAAUGACGGACAAGUACCAGUUUUAGGACACCAAACAGAGCUCCUUCCCCUGCUACAUCCCCCCCCACCCCCACCUCUGCUGCAGCAGCUGAAAGUGACGGAGCAAGUUAUGGAGAAGGAAGGAAAACCAGAGAAGGAAGGAAAACCAGAAAAGGAAGGAAAACCAGAGAAGGAAGGAAAACCAGAGAAGGAAGGAAAACCAGAGACAGUAGCAGCAGAAACUCCUUCACAGAAAGAUGUUGUGGUGGGACUGGGGAAGGUGAUGGAGAAAGUAGUGGAUAAGGUGAUGGACAGGAUGAUGGAUAGGGUGAUGGACAGGAUGGUAGAGAAAUGGAAGCUGGAGAACAAGGAGAAGAUACAGCAGACGGUGGUGGAGACUAUGAACGAGACCCUAGACAAGGUGGCCGAGAGCGCACUGAACACGGAGGAGGAGAUGGGCAAGAAAGUGGAGGAGCUGGUGAACAGGGUGGUGGCAGAGGUGGCCUCAAUCAUGGAGAAGGUGAUGGAGCAGGUGGAGAAGAAGCUGGACAAGGACAGGCCCUCGGCGGAGGACGAGGAGUCAGAUGGCUCAGUGUGUGAGAUGCCCCCAUUUGCGGAUGAGGAUGAGGAUGAAGAAGAUGAAGAAGAGGAGGAUGAGGAGGACGACACCCCCGAUGAGCCUCCCCUGACCCCCAACCAGCGGGAAGCCUUUUACGAGGUCUUCAAACAGUUCACGCAGGGGAACAGUGAUGUCAUUAACAUUUCUAAGCUAAAAACUUCACUCGAGGCCCUAGAGAUCCCGGUGGAGGAGGUCGACAUCUACAACAUCCUGGAGGCGCUGGAUUCAAAUGGGGAUGGGGAAGCAAAUUUCGACGACUUCCUGAAGCUGGUGACCAACACCCGUCUCUUCUUCCUCUUCUAUAAGGAGCUGCCAGAUCGCUGUGAGGGCCCGCAACCCCAGAUGGGCUCCGUAGACAACACCGUGUUCUUUGAAAUCCUAUCCAAGUUCAUCCAAACACAGAUGCUCCCUGAGGACACCACAAAGAAAAUAAUCCAGUAUUUCUACAUGAAAAAGAAAGGGGAGAAGCUCAAGACCAAGAAGCCCGACACCUGCCCAAAGCAAUAUCUCCCACCCCCAACAUUCCUAGGUCAGUCAAUCUACAGCCUGGCAACUUACGUGGACAUCUUGGAGCCUGACGAGGAAUAUACGGAGACUCCCCUGACAGAGGAGCAGGUCACAGCUUUCCGCAAUGUCUUCAACAUGUUUUGCAGGGACAAGCAAGAUCGCAUCAAUGUCAGUAGUCUCCUGAAUAUGAUGUCUGAGGUGCAGAUAUACUUAAAGAACCCCUUAAUCCCCAAUGAGAUGAAAUGCACUGAGGUCAACUCAGGCAAAGAGGUGAGCUUUGAGGACUUUCUAGCCAUUAUGACCAAUACUAACACUUUUGCGCAGUACUUGGCUCCAGAGUAUGAGCCCUGCAAGAGCACAGUGGCAACACCCGUGGUCAUGUUCCAGGCCAUCAACAAGUUGGUGGACUCACCCCUGCUCUCAGCCAAGAGCAAAGUCAUCAUUGCAGCCUACUACCGAAACAAGUUCAUAACCAUGGCCCAGGACUAUGGCGAGGCAGCAGAACUCGACGAGGAGGCCCGCACCCCCGAGGGAGGCCAGAGCCCGAUAAUGUCGGCAUCGCCGCCCCAAUCAGAGCCUGCCAGCCCCAAACAGGAGAAGCAGGUGGAGAAGGAGGCGGAAAAGGCCACGGCUGAGAAAGAGGAGGCAGCGGAGAAAAAGCAGAAGGAUGCGGACGAGUGGCAAGCUCCGGAGCCAGCCAAGGAACAAGCCAAGGAACAGGCCAAGGAGCAGGCCAAGGAACAAGCCAAGGAACAGGCCAAGGAACAAGCCAAGGAGCAGGCCAAGGAACAAGCCAAGGAACAAGCCAAGGAGCAGGCCAAGAAAACCUACAGCCAGAAGAUUAAAGAGGCCAGGAUGAAGAGGAGGCAGAACAUGCAGAAGAGAUUUGAAGCGGCCAUGAAGAAUCCUGCCUUCCAUCAGGCCUUUGAAGCUUACUCCUGGACAUGGAAUGAGAAACAAGCCAAACAGAAACAAGGGAUCACUUCUAGUAUUUCCAAAUUUACCAAUGCGUCAAAAAUAUGCGGAAUUGUCUCGUCCUCUAUCCCCUCCGUGGCCUUGCCCGCCAGAGACGCAGUGCCAGGGACUGGAGUAACAGCAGCUUCCGACGGGCAGACAUCCACCACAAACAGUGAGGAGGACCCACUUGCUGGGAUUAGCUUACCGGAGGGUGUAGACCCAUCCUUCCUGGCUGCCCUGCCUGAGGAUAUCCGCCGCGAGGUUCUCCAGAACCAGCUGGGGAUCCGGCCGCCGAACCGUGCAGCAGCCACGGUGGCUGCCUCUGCUGCUGCCGCCGCCGCCGCUGCCGCUGCCACGCUGGUCGGUAACCAGGGUGUCACAGAGGUCAGCCCCGAGUUCCUGGCUGCACUCCCACCGGCCAUUCAGGAGGAGGUACUGGCCCAGCAGCGAGUAGAGCAGCAGCGGAGAGAGCUGGCGCAGACGGCCAACCCUGACACCCCGAUGGACCCGGUCACCUUCAUCCAGACGCUGCCUUCCGACCUGCGGCGGAGCGUGCUGGAGGACAUGGAGGACAGCGUGCUGGCCGUGAUGCCGCCGGACAUUGCGGCUGAGGCUCAAGCCUUGCGCCGGGAGCAGGAGGCCAGACAGCGGCAGCUGAUGCACGAGCGCUUGUUCAGUCACAGCAGUUCGUCCGCACUCUCCGCCAUCCUGCGGAGCACAGGCUUCACCGGGCGCCUGGGAGGAAACCGAGGGGUGCAGUACACGCGCCUGGCCGUGCAGAGGAGCGGAGCGUUUCAGUGGGGGAGCAGCACCCACAACAGGUACACCACGCGCAACACAUUGGCAGGACCCAGGUCCCACGACAGGGCAUCCAGCAGCAGCAAUGUGGAUAGCUUGCUGCGACUGCGAGGGCGCCUCCUACUGGACCACGAGGCGCUGUCCUGCCUGCUGGUGUUGCUCUUUGUGGACGAGCCGAAGCUGAACACCAGCCGCCUGCACCGAGUCCUGCGCAACCUGUGCUACCACACGCAGACGCGCAACUGGGUCAUCAAGAGCCUACUGUCCAUCCUGCAGCGCAGCAGCGAGAGCGAGCUGUGCAUCGAGACCCCCAAGCACCCCGAGGAGAAGGGCAAGAAAGCCACCAAGCCAGGUUCUGGCGCGCCGUCUACCGCCGCAGCGGCCCAUGAGCACCGGCCGCUGGACCUGCUGCACAAGAUGGAAGCCAAGACCACCAGCCAGCUGUCCUGGCUCUCCGUGUCCAUGGAUGCUGCCCUGGGCUGUCGCACCAACAUCUUCCAGAUCCAGCGGUCCGGCGGGCGCAAGCACUCAGAGAAACACGUGGGCUGCGGCUCCACUGUCCACAUCCACCCUCAGGCUGCCCCUGUGGUCUGCCGGCACGUCCUGGACACCCUCAUUCAGCUUGCUAAGGUCUUCCCAAGCCAUUUCACGCAGCAGAGGACCAAAGAGGCGAGCACCGAAACCGAUAAGGAGAAGCUGAAUAAGCAGUCGGCCAACAGCCCAUGCCUUGGUCAGCCAGUGGGCGGAGGGGGUGGAGGUGGAGGCGGAGGACCCAGCCUGGGCAUCUCCACAGACUUCUGGGACUUGCUGGUCAAGCUGGACAACAUGAACGUCAGCCGGAAAGGCAAGACCUCGGUGAAAGCCACUCCAUCCUCCAACAGCGAGGGCGAGAACGGCCAGUGCAGCCUGGAAUCGUCGCCCCUGGGCCAGCUGAUGAACAUGCUCUCGCACCCAGUCAUCCGACGCAGCUCGCUGCUGACGGAAAAGCUUCUGCGGCUCCUCUCUCUCAUUUCCAUUGCGCUGCCUGACAAGGCAACGGAGGUCGCGGUUAACCACGGUGGCACCACUGAAGUGACCCUGGUCGGCUCCGUCACAUCUCCUCCGAAAGCAGCCAAGUCUCCGGCCAAAGCCACGCCAGAAGGAGCAACAGGUGCCAACGAGAGCAAGAUCCAGAGCUCUGGCUUGACGGAGAAACAGUUGCAGCUUUCCGUGGAGGUGCUGACCUCGCACUCGUGUUCAGAAGAAGGCCUUGAAGAUGCCGCAAACAUCCUACUGCAGCUCUCCAGGGGCGAGCCAGGAACCAGGGACACUGUCCUGAAACUGCUGCUCAGUGGAGCCCGCCAGCUGGGAUACACACUCUGCCAGCAAAUAGGUACCUUACUGGCCGAGCUGCGGGAGUAUAACCUGGAGCAGCAGCGGAGAACGCACUCGGACGGCCCUUCUCCCGAUGGAACGCCGGACGACCACCCCCACCUGACCAAGCUGAAAGGGAAGAUGCAGAGCCGGUUUGACACGGCGGAGAAUGUGGUCAUUGUGGCCUCGCACAAACGCCCACUGGGUGGCCGGGAGCUCCAGUUGCCUUCCAUGUCGAUGUUGACGUCCAAGACCUCCACGCAGAAGUUCUUCCUCCGCAUCCUGCAGGUCAUCAUCCAGCUUCGGGACGCCACCCGGCGAGCAAACAAGAAAGCCAAGGAGACGGGGCGGCUAGGAACCUCGACGAUGGGUUCGGCAAGCAGCAUCCAGGCAGCUGUGCGGCAGCUGGAGGCUGAGGCUGACGCCAUAAUACAAAUGGUACGUGAGGGCCAACAAGCCAGAAGACAGCAGCAAACAGCCAUGUCUGAGGCAAACCCAGCAGAAGGAGCUUCUCGAAGAGACGAGUCUCCCAUGGACGUGGACCAGCCGUCACCAGCUGCUCAGGAGUCGCUGUCGCUUGGUUCCGAUGGAAGCCAAGUGAGCGAGAAGGAGAAGGAAGAAGAGAAGCUGCCUGAGUUGCCGCUGUUGAGCGAGCAGCUGAGCCUGGACGAGUUGUGGGACAUGUUGGGCGAGUGCCUGAAGGAACUAGAGGAGUCACACGACCAGCAUGCAGUCCUCGUGCUGCAGCCCGCAGUCGAGGCCUUUUUCCUGGUCCACGCGACAGAGAGGGAGAGCAAGCCGCCUGUGAGAGACACGCGGGAGAGCCAGCUUGCUCACAUCAAGGAUGAGGCACCGCCCCUCUCUCCAGCUCCCGUCACCCCAGCCACCCCUUCCUCCCUGGACCCGUUCUUCUCCCGUGAGCCUUCGUCCAUGCACAUUUCUUCGAAUCUGCCCCCGGACACACAGAAGUUCCUGCGCUUUGCAGAAACACACCGAACGGUGCUGAACCAGAUUCUGAGGCAGUCGACUACACACUUGGCAGACGGCCCCUUUGCAGUCCUUGUGGAUUACAUUCGCAUCCUGGACUUUGACGUCAAACGCAAGUACUUCCGUCAAGAGUUGGAGCGGUUGGACGAAGGAAUCCGAAAGGAAGACUUGGCGGUGCAUGUGAGGAGGGACCACGUCUUUGAGGACUCGUACCGGGAGCUCCACAGGAAGUCCCCGGAAGAGAUGAAGAACCGGCUGUACAUUGUGUUCGAAGGGGAGGAGGGGCAGGAUGCUGGAGGCCUGCUACGCGAGUGGUACAUGAUCAUCUCGAGGGAAAUGUUCAACCCCAUGUACGCGCUGUUCAGGACGUCGCCAGGAGACCGCGUCACGUAUACCAUCAACCCAUCGUCACACUGUAACCCCAACCACCUCAGCUACUUCAAGUUUGUGGGGCGCAUCGUGGCAAAGGCUGUGUAUGACAACCGUCUGCUGGAGUGCUACUUCACCCGCUCUUUCUACAAACACAUCCUCGGCAAAUCAGUCAGGUACACAGACAUGGAAAGUGAAGACUACCAUUUUUACCAAGGCCUGGUCUACCUGCUGGAGAAUGAUGUUUCUACUCUGGGCUAUGAGCUCACCUUCAGUACAGAGGUGCAAGAGUUUGGAGUGUGCGAGGUACGGGAGCUGAAACCGAACGGAGCGCACAUCAUCGUAACUGAAGAAAAUAAGAAGGAGUACGUCCAUCUGGUUUGUCAGAUGAAGAUGACCGGUGCAAUCCGGAAACAGCUGGCUGCCUUCUUGGAGGGCUUUUACGAGAUUAUUCCGAAGAGGCUGAUCUCCAUUUUCACCGAGCAGGAGCUGGAACUUCUCAUUUCCGGUUUGCCAACUAUCGACAUCGACGACUUGAAAGCGAACACUGAAUACCACAAAUACCAGAUUAACUCCAUACAGAUCCAGUGGUUCUGGCGGGCGCUGCGUUCCUUCGACCAGGCUGAUCGUGCAAAGUUCCUGCAGUUUGUUACCGGCACCUCCAAGGUCCCGCUCCAGGGCUUUGCAGCCUUGGAGGGAAUGAAUGGCAUCCAGAAGUUCCAGAUUCACAGAGACGAUCGCUCGACUGACCGGUUGCCCUCGGCUCACACUUGCUUUAACCAACUGGACCUCCCAGCCUACGAGAGCUAUGAGAAACUGCGUCACAUGCUGCUGCUCGCUAUACAGGAGUGUUCGGAAGGAUUUGGCCUUGCCUGAAAGCUUCAGAUCGAAGGAAGGAAUGAAUGAACGAGCAAACGAUCGGCGGAAGAUUGAGAAAUAAAAGGCAGUGCGCAAUGGGAGGAUAUUUUUAACAAGACUGUAAAAUGUGCGUAACUUGGGUCUCCUCGGACUGACCUUAGUAGACUUGCUUAAAAAAAAAGGUUACGAAAAGGCACUGCCUGUGCUGAGUGGAUUUCUAGAGUGAGCGCUUCACACAGGGACAAACAAUAUGGACUUUGAAAUUUUUUUUUCAUUUUCCCCCACCCCCUCCACCCCCAAAUCCUCCUCCAUCACUCUAUUAAAUUGCAUCAUUUUUACAAGUGUGUGUGUGCGCGCGUGUACAUGCGUACACAAAUGCCUGCACGCGCACAUUCUUGGAUUGUCUUGACUUGCACAUGGGAAGGAUCAGUGGGUGGUGGGGGGGGAGAAGAGGAUUUUUUUUAAAACAGAGAAUUCCAACAUGAAAAUAAUUGACUCCGGUGUUGCUAACUCGGUAACAGAGACCACUUGUUUCAACAUCACUUUUCACUAUGCUGUUUGUCUCGUUCUUUUGUUUAUCUCUGUAUCCAUGCAAAUAUUGAAGAUGUAAAUAAAUAUUACAAGUUUUGAUCCACAGGUGGCCCUAUUCAGCAGUGGAGUGAAGACCUGCCGGCAAGAGGUCAAGGGUUAUAUUUGUGAAUCAUGGCAAGGCGUUAGCUUUUAACCAGAUCCCCCAUUUAAUCGCACAGUGACACACGAGGCGUGCAUUGUGACGCGAGUGGGAGGGGAGAUGGGGUGAGGAAGAAAGCAUAAAGUUGUAAAAUAUGUGCAAAAACAAAAAAGUCACUAGCCAAGUUCAUGCUUUUUUCAUAUUUAUUCGUUUAGAUUUUUUGGAAAAUUCUGGAAUAAAUAAAAAGCUGGUUUGAUUCACUUCAACAUUUGAAUGUUUAAAAAGGAGGGAGCGAGAAAGAAAGAGAGAGAGCUAAGAAAAGAAAGGGGAACUUCUGGUUCUGAUCUCAGAAUUUCGAAUGCGACCUCUAUCCUUUUUUUUUUUGCCUGUGUCUUGAUAUCCAAGUGUGCAAGAGGGGAGGGGGUUCUGUUAUGCCCAUUAGUACUUUGGACAAAGGAAAAAAAAAUACAAAGAAGAUUCAUUAAAAGUUUAGUUUGAAAAACA
Messenger RNA from Rhincodon typus (whale shark), 20554 nucleotides. Its product is annotated as E3 ubiquitin-protein ligase HUWE1-like. The transcript is spliced from 79 exons. Gene Ontology annotation, molecular function: calcium ion binding; protein binding; ubiquitin-protein transferase activity. The record is from RefSeq and is a predicted model, not a curated record. The coding region runs from base 1 to 19398 and encodes 6465 amino acids. Lineage: Eukaryota; Metazoa; Chordata; Chondrichthyes; Orectolobiformes; Rhincodontidae. Gene Ontology annotation, biological process: proteasome-mediated ubiquitin-dependent protein catabolic process; Golgi organization; positive regulation of protein catabolic process. Gene Ontology annotation, cellular component: Golgi membrane; nucleus.